AAACACAAAUCAGAGGAGAAGUUAUUAUCAAAUACAUAUUCCAAUGGCAGUACAAACAACAAAAAAGGAGUGUACACUGUCAACAUCAUAUAUAGUACAAUAUUGAGCUCCUCAAUAUCCACAGCUCCUCUUAACAAUUCAAAUAAAGAUCAAAAAUUGCCAUUAUUAAGCAAAAGAAAAAAUCCCACUAAAACGAAAAAAACCUUAACCAGCCUGUGAACGCCCCCAUCGCGGGACCGGAUUGGCAGUCGCCAGCUCUUGGCCCAUCCUGAUUGGUCUACGUCUGAUGUCAAUCGGAAAGUGCGGCCGCCGGAGGUGGGUGGAGUCCCGGGUUGCAGCCGGGCCCGGCGGCCGUUCAGCGUACAAUGCGGGCCGGCUGUGUGUGUCUGCUGGCCGGCCUCCCGGCUGCCGGGAAAACCACGCUCGCUCGCCUUCUGCCGAAGCUCCUGCAGCCGAGGUCCGAGUCGAUCGUGUUGUGCUACGAUGAUGUGAUUCCCGGGGAAGCUUUCCUGGCUACCACAGAGGCGGGCAGUGACAGCUCCACCGGAACGAGCUCAUUUUGGAAAUUGUACAGACAUAAACUACUGGUAUAUAUUGAAUGCUUAAUUCAAGCUAUUAAUGGGAAUGGCCACCUUUGUCUUUCUGGCAAUGAGCAUGAUUUAAUGUGGGAAUGCUUCAUACAGUCACUGAAGCAACAGCAAAUUAUCUCUGGAGAAACCCAGCAUGGAGUUCAGCAGUACACGAUUUGCAUCAAACAUUCAAAGCCCUUGGUUAUAAUUUUGGAUGACAACUUCUACUAUCAGAGCAUGAGAUAUGAAGUGUACCAGAUGGUGAGGCGAAAUUCCAUAGGCUUCUUGCAGCUGUUUCUGGACUGUCCGGUUGAACUAUGCCUGAAGAGAAAUCACGAGCGAGGUUCUUUAGUAAAUGAUGAAACAAUAGUCCUAAUGUCAGCAAAAAUCCAACUGCCAGACCCUGAGAAGAAUUCAUGGGAAAAGAACAGUAUUAUACUGAAAAAUUCAAAAAAUAUAAUGGAAGAUGAAAUGCAAAAGCUAUUUGAACUGCUUGAUAGUUCGUUAGAAAAUCCAGAGAAGCCAUUAGAAGAAAAUAUUGAACAAAAGGAGAGAGAUCGUGCCAUUUGUGCAGCUAAUGUUCUUCAUCAAGUAGAUCAAGCCUUCCGUCGUUUAGUAUCUCAAACCAUGAAAACUGCAAAAGCUAAGAACCUAACUAAGUGUAAUUUGAAGUUGCUGUCUGAAGAACUGAACAAGCUUAAGACUGUGCUUUUGGAAGACCUCCGUCAUCUGAUCUCCAAGGGCAAUCCUAUAAAGCCUUGUGAUGUUGAUGGCAUUGUCCAAGUGUCUGCACAUGAAUUUGAUCAGAGAAAGGAAGAAAUUCUGAGAAAUUUUCUAAAAUCUCUGAGUUAAUAUGCUAUAGUACUCUCCAGUUUGUCUCAGUUCUCAGUCUGAAUUGGAAAAACACAAAUACUGGAGAACUGUACAGAAUUUGUAUCAUCUUGUUGCAUGUUGAGGUAUACAUGGCAAAAACAUGUAUAAUUGUUGUGCAAUUCAGAACAAAUAAAUCUGUUAAAAGAUUGCAAAUAAAUUAA
Hypanus sabinus (Atlantic stingray) is the source of this 1603-nucleotide messenger RNA. RefSeq names its product L-seryl-tRNA(Sec) kinase-like. Gene Ontology annotation, molecular function: tRNA binding; kinase activity. Bases 366 to 1421 code for a protein of 351 amino acids. The transcript is spliced from 6 exons. The record is from RefSeq and is a predicted model, not a curated record. Lineage: Eukaryota; Metazoa; Chordata; Chondrichthyes; Myliobatiformes; Dasyatidae.